Messenger RNA from Amyelois transitella, 2618 nucleotides. It is a transcript of the gene Flo2, whose product is annotated as flotillin-2. Bases 142 to 1467 code for a protein of 441 amino acids. Gene Ontology annotation, cellular component: plasma membrane. The record is from RefSeq and is a predicted model, not a curated record. The transcript is spliced from 10 exons. NCBI's taxonomy places the organism in Eukaryota, Metazoa, Arthropoda, Insecta, Lepidoptera, Pyralidae. Gene Ontology annotation, biological process: regulation of myoblast differentiation; protein localization to plasma membrane.
UGUCAAUGUCAAGUCAAUAGUCUUGUUUGUGAUCGGCGCGUUAGUGAGUAACUAUUAAAAUAUUGAUUAUUGUUAAAUAAUAACUUUAAAUUAAAAGUGAAUUACAAGUGUUCAGUGCAGUCCAGUGGUGCAAUUUCUAAAAUGGGCAAUAUUCACACUGUCGGACCUAACGAGGCGCUUAUAGUUUCAGGUGGAUGCUGCGGGUCCACGCAGAAGCGCACGAUCGUGGGGGGCUGGGCUUGGGCCUGGUGGCUCGUCACUGACGUCCAGAGGAUCUCACUUGAGGUUAUGACACUUAACCCCAUGUGUGAGAAUGUGGAAACGGCCCAGGGGGUGCCUCUCACGGUCACGGGGGUAGCCCAGUGCAAGAUCAUGAACGAAGAUGAGUUGCUCACCACCGCCUGCGAGCAGUUCCUGGGGAAGACGGUCAGGGAAGUCAAGAUGACGAUCCUUCAAACUCUUGAGGGCCAUUUGAGAGCUAUACUUGGAACUCUUACAGUCGAAGAGGUGUACAAGGACAGAGACCAAUUCGCGGGCUUGGUCCGCGAGGUGGCAGCACCAGACGUGGGCCGGAUGGGCAUCGAGAUCCUGUCGUUCACGAUCAAGGAUGUAUACGAUGACGUCCAGUACCUGGCCAGCCUGGGCAAGGCGCAGACGGCGGUGGUGAAGCGGGACGCCGAUAUUGGGGUGGCGCAGGCUAACAGAGACGCUGGCAUCAGGGAAGCGGAAUGCGAGAAGAGUGCGAUGGACGUAAAGUAUGCCAUGGACACCAAGAUAGAGGACAACACGAGACUUUACAAACUACAGAAGGCACAGUUUGACCAAGAGAUCAACACUGCUAAAGCCGAAGCUGCCUUAGCAUACGAACUGCAAGCCGCCAAAAUAAAGCAGAAGAUUCGAAACGAAGAAAUCCAGAUCGAAGUGGUGGAGCGCCGCAAGCAAAUCGAGGUGGAGAACCAAGAAAUCCAACGUCGUGAGGAAGAACUGAUAGCCACCGUACGACUACCAGCCGAGGCUGAAGCUUACCGUCUGCAGGCCAUCGCUGAAGGGAAACGCACACAAACCGUGGAGACAGCCAAGGCGGACGCCGAGCGCAUCAAGGUGGUCGGUCUUGCUGAGGCCACGGCCAUCGGGGACGUGGGCAAGGCUGAUGCUGAGCGCAUGCUGGCCAAAGCUAAAGUCUACAAGCAAUAUGGCGAAGCUGCUAUUAUGGCGCUGGUGUUGGAAGCACUGCCGAAGAUCGCCGCAGAAGUGUCUGCGCCGCUGGCGCGCACGGACGAGAUCGUGCUGGUGGGAGACACGGGGGCCACCGGCGAGCUGGCGCGGCUCGCCGGAGGCCUGCCCCCCGCGGUGAAGACCCUCACUGGCCUGGAUCUCAAUGCUGUGCUGAAGAGACUCCACCCGACCAAUGGCGCUGCCGAACCCAAUUUGGCAGCUACGGCGAGCAAAAAAGUGGCAGCUUGUUAACUCAUAGUGACCAGAAGAAGUCACCGAUUUGUUUAUCUAAUUAAAUCGAUAAAAUCGAGUGAUUUUAAUAUAUUUGAAGUUUCUUUUACUUUUAGUUGAAAGUAACAGAAAACACAAAUGCCAUACCUCUUUGAGUACAAAUAGAUUUUACUUUUUGUAUUAAUCUGAUUUGUUCGAUAAGUGUAUAUUUUAAAAAUUUAUUAUUUAAGUUUUUCACAUAAUUCAAUGAUGUUACCAUAAUGGCAAAUUAAAACUGAAUUAUUUAACUGUGACUGUAUGUAAUGCAUUUAUCAAGAAUGUGAGAUUUGAAUCCAUAUGUAUUUUUUUAUGAUUUCUGUAGAUUAUCUUUUAAUUAUCUUGGAAAGGCAAGAAAGUGAUUUAUUAUUGAAAUUGUAUAAUGGUACCAACCUUGUACUGAGAUCAAAACUAAGUAGAUUUCCAACAUUUAAUAGGUACUUUUCUAACUAGUACUAAAAAUCAAUACGUCUUAGACAUAAUUUAAAAACUGAAUGUAAGUUACCUUAAGACAGUUAUCACUCGCUUUUUAGCCAAUCUUACCGUUUAGAAAAAAACCGCGUAAAUACAAGGAGACUAGGGCCAUUCAAGGAUCUUGCAAUUAUUUGUCCAGUAUUAGUUACACGAUCUAUAAAGUAAAUCUGGUAAAUUCCUUAAGUUACAUUAUAUAAAAUGGACCAAGAUAUUGUUUUCUAUUUCACUUUCUUGUUUUACAGACAUUACUCAUAACAAGUUAUUGUACACCAAAUUAGAAGUAGUUAUCGAUGUUUACACCUGUAACUAAAAUAAUAUAUAGAACAAUGUGUAGGUUUUCGUAAGAUAGAUUUUGUACCGUAGUGUCGUCUGUUUAGACAAUGUGUUCUUUAAGGCACUGCCUAUUUACUAGAAUGUUUACAACUUGGAUAGUUUGUGUGAGCAUAGAAGCGUUAUUUUAGAUAAACAUUGGAGUAAAAUAAUCAGAAAUGUAUGUAUUCUUGUGAAUGGAUAUUGUAGCAAAGGGAAUGUUUUGAAGUGUGUAUUUCGCCAAAAAUUAAAUUAAAAUUGUUUUGUAAUUAAAAAAAAUCGGAUGUGAAUUUAUUUGGAUUAUGUUAUGAUUUGUGUGGUAUUAAAAUGAAAAUAAACAUUUAUUCUUCGAA